Molecule: messenger RNA, 1288 nt
Organism: Phanerochaete carnosa HHB-10118-sp
Lineage: Eukaryota; Fungi; Basidiomycota; Agaricomycetes; Polyporales; Phanerochaetaceae
Exons: 4
Coding region: 86-1288 (400 amino acids)
Source: RefSeq, a predicted model, not a curated record
CGCGCACCGUCGGUUUUUCUGCAGCAAACGCCAGCCGAAACGGGCCCGCACCUCGCAGCGUUGUUUACGUGUUCCGUUUCCCCGGAUGGUGGCAAACAUUUUGUGGCCCUCGGCCUGUGCCGCGCCCUUGCCCUCCCGCCGUUUAUUUAGUCACGUUUGGUCCAGGAAGGUUGGCACCCCUCCCUUGCCCUUUCCCCUUCUCCACCUCCCUCCCUCCCUCCCGCCUCGCCACCGAUUUUUCUCCCACCUCCCUCCCUCCCUCCCCUCCUCCUCCAUGACUACUGAGAAAUUCGCCGGUGCUGUGCCUGCUGCCGUGGAUUUACGGCAGGGCGCCAUGGACCUCGCCCGUCGGCUGUCGUCGUUGCGGGACUUCCUCUCCGCAGCAAACGAACUGACAGCCUGCAGCGACCUCCCCUCGCACGAUGUCCGGCGUCACUGUCGCAAGGUAAGGGAAAACCGGGCAGCGUAUCGUCACGCUUAUCGAGGUAGGUCCGCCGGCGGGCCCAGCGUGCCUGGGCCGCCCAGUGCCGCGAAGCCAGAGAUUCGCCCCGCUGACGACGAGCCUUUGCCCCCGCGCGCCCAGAUCGCACGGACGACGCUGACGCGCAGCGGCGCGAAGCUCCACCACGCGCGCUCGUGCAUGCCCGCCCUCCAGCGGCACAAGGCGGCCUACCUGGACAUGCUGCACAUGCUCGAGCAGCAGCGGCACCUGAUGCAGGACGACCGCGCCUUCCAGGAACGCGUCGAUCGUCUGCUUCUGCCGCUCUCCGCCAAUCCGCGGCUCGCUGCCGCCGAGGAUACAGCGGGGCGCGCGCCACCACCACCACCACCACCACCACCACCACCGUCGUCGUCUGUGCUCCGCUGCCUCGGCAGCGCGCAACCCUUGUCCGCUUCGAUGCCGCCACCGCCACCCACCUACGCGAACACCGGUUCUGGCCGCAAAAUGUUGCCGCCCGACGUCCUGCUGGGCCGCCCGCCACGACCAUGGACGCCGCCGGCCAAUGCCUGGAAGCAGCAGGCCCACCCUGCGCGCCCGCUGCAGCAGCAGCAGCAGCAGCAGCAGCAGCAGCAGCAGCAGCAGCAGCAGCAGCGCGGCCGCCACGAGUGGCGGGGCCCCGGGGGAGACGAGCCCGACGAGCGUUCGGACGAGGACGAUGACGAGGACGAUGACGACGAGGACGACGAGAGCGCGCGGGCGGUGCUCGUCCAGCAGCCCCGCCGCCGCUUCGGGAUAUUCUGCACUGGCAAGCCCGGCCACCGGCGUCCGGGGGGCUUGAGGCGGUGA